AUGCCUUGGAAGCUUGAAAAAAAAGUCACAAGUGAUUUCUGUUAUCAAGAGAUCUGUCAAGGAAAACCUAAAUGGCCAACUGAUGACUGCCUUACCAAAGAUAUAAAACCAAAGAUCCAAACCUUUUGUGAACCUUGGAAGAAGAAGCUGGGGAAGAAAGUGAAGAUGAAGACAUUAUCUGCUGAUCCUGGGUCUUUCGUACCCUUUUUGUUAUCUUUGAACGCAGAAUUUGAGAGACGAUGUCCUCUGCCAAAAUUGUUAUCCUUACUGCCAAAGGUUUCCGUUCAAUGGAAGUUCAUUACCUUGAGCGUGAACGCUCUGUCUUCUUUUGUGAAACGUUCUUUACCCCGCAAUUACCAAAGCCAAUUAGAGCUGUUUUUCAAUGUCUUUGAUUUCAAGAAACUCCGGUACAAAAGUAUCUCUGAACUAACACUGAAUGGUGAUAACAAAGAGCUCUUUGGUAAUAUUGUCAGAACAGAUGGGUUUUCAGUUGACUUUCUUUUUUAUAAAAGACAACAAUCUGGCCAUGGUGCCUCAUUCCAAAAAUUGGAUCUCCCUCUAGAUGAUUUCUCUCUGGAAGAAGUUGAUAAGACUUAUCUACCUAUUACCAUGGAUCCUGGAAGAAAGUCUGUCUUCACUGCUGUUAUUGGCUCUACAUCAAACAGACAAUUAAACAGAAAGAAGGCCGUCACAGGCAUAGAUCUCAUAGAAAGUCAGAUUCCCUCGCCAAAGACCUCUCGUUUGGAGAUAUAUGAGGUAUACAUUGCCUAUAUAGUCAAUAACAUGGACGCUCUCUUGGCUUUUUAUGGGUCCGAAACUGCAAAGGACCGGUUUACGUUGUUCCAAGGAAGGCAAAGAGCACCCGAAACUAUGGACAGCAUGUUAACUCAUGGAACGGCCAAUGCCAAGAAGUGGAAGGCUGAUAAAUACUUGGAAUCCCUUAGAAGGGCGCCACUGAUGGUGUUUGGUGCUGGUAUGCUUGGCAAAGAUGCAGUGAGGUUGAAAGGACAAAGAUGUGGUGUUGUCGGUAAACUUUUUGCAACUCUGAAGAAACGUGAGGCUGAAGGUCAAUUGAUUGUUGUCACAAUCGAUGAAUUUGAAACUUCUAAAACAUGCAGCCUCUGUUUCUAUGAUGAUGUGCAAAUUGUUGAUACUCCUGGAUUUAAGGGUACUGGCGUUCUUCAUUGCAAGCAAUGUUGA
Molecule: messenger RNA, 1200 nt
Organism: Mycotypha africana
Lineage: Eukaryota; Fungi; Mucoromycota; Mucoromycetes; Mucorales; Mycotyphaceae
Exons: 5
Coding region: 1-1200 (399 amino acids)
Source: RefSeq, a predicted model, not a curated record